Messenger RNA from Prunus avium (sweet cherry), 4845 nucleotides. Lineage: Eukaryota; Viridiplantae; Streptophyta; Magnoliopsida; Rosales; Rosaceae. The record is from RefSeq and is a predicted model, not a curated record.
AUGGGAAGAUUACCCACCACAAACCACACCACACCACACCACAGGCCUUCAGCACACGACGCUCUUCCACAUGCUGACCCAGCUAUGUGCCUCCUCUUCGAGAAGGUCCGACGCCUGGAGAGCGAGCAGCAUCGCAGUCACCAGCCCCUCUGGGCAAAACCGCGACCUGGCCCCUUCACCGAGCGUAUCCUCAACUAUCAUCAGGAGAAAGACAUUCAGCCACUUCGUAUUACCUCCUACGCAGGCACAGAGGACCCCCUCACCCAUAUCCAUUCCUUCCAGUCCGCCCUCGGAUGCAAGGGCCUUAGUGACGAGGGCAUGUGUCUCCUUUUCCCUUCUACCUUCAGUGGCGCAGCCCUGAAUUGGUUCUACAGGUUAAACCCCCGAACUAUCAACUCCUUUGAUAGCUUGAAGCAAACCUUCCUGGAUCAUUUCAUGAUCCAGACCGAUCGCCUCUACUCCGCGGACGAUCUAUACAUGCUUCGUCAGGGGGAAGACGAACCCCUCCGGGAGUAUGCAGCCCGCUUUAGUCAUGAGUACUCUCGCUGCCCGGAUACCGAUGAUCGGGCUGCCUUCGGCGCCUUCAAGAGUGGCCUUAGAGAAUCCAACUUCCGCUACCUGGUCCACAGCAACCCAUGGAACACAUAUGCGGAACUGAUGAAGCAGGCCGCUGUCCAUGCAAAGGCUGAGUACUUUAAUUCCAAACGUGGCCCGGCUACCUUGGCACGUGACGCUCAUGUUAACCGCCCCCCUGCUCCGGUACCCAACCCAGCCCCACCUCAAUAUUCUGCUCCCACCCAAGACAACCAGGGUACCCAGCAUCCCAAAAGGAAGGAUAGCUACCAGCACACCUUCAGCAAUGGGAAGCGUGGCAGACAUGGCAACCAUCACCAGUCCAACGGAAGCAACCCCCCCAGGACAGGUGAUCGGGCUCCACUCCCUUUCACACCCAAGCCUAGAUUCGAGGUCUUCACCACCCUCAACACCACCUAUGAGAAUGUCCUGGUGCACGAGGCACCAAUGAUACCCAAGCCUCCCCCCCGGAGACCGACCAGCAAGCCUAUGCCAAACACAGGUGUCUUCUGUCGCUUUCAUCAGUUCAGUGGCCAUGACACUGAAUCUUGUAUUUCCUUGCGCAACAUCAUUGAGGGACUCAUCCGUGAGGGGAAGCUGGAUAAAUAUGUGCACAAUCUCCCACCCCCACCUAACCCUCACCAACGGCAAAUCAACAUGAUUUCCACCAUCAGUGGUGGCCCUACGUUGGCUGGCACAUCCAAUAACUCCAUCAAACAUUAUGUCCGCUCCACCUAUGCGCACCAGGUCUUCAGCACCGAGCAGGGACGCUUGCCGAAGACCCAUAAAUUAGGCUGGGCCCCCAUUACCUUUAGCGAGGAAGAGGAGCGUGGUGUCAUUCUCCCUCAUGACGACCCACUCAUCAUCCGGGCGGACAUCUCUAACUUCGAUGUUGGGCGUAUCCUGGUGGACACUGGCAGCUCGGUCAGUGUGAUGUUUGCUGACGCUUUCAACGAACUCCAGGUCCCUACUCACUUGCUGGACCGAGGUAUCACACCUCUGGUGAGCUUCUCUGGCGAUAUUGUCCAGCCCAUUGGAAGCAUUCACCUCCCUAUCUCCAUUGGCUCAGCACCACGGCGAGCAACGGUCACCACUCCCUUUCUCAUCGUUGACUGCCCCACAGCCUACAAUGUCAUCCUUGGGCGCCCCGCCUUGGCCCAAAUGAAGGUCUUCAUUUCCACGCACAUGUUGUUAUUGAAGUUCCCUACACCCCAUGGCACGGGCACGGUGCGUGGCGACCAACUUGGCGCCCGAAGCUGCUAUGCCUCAACAGUGAAGUCCACCACUCGCCAGCGUAAGGGUGAGGCCCUAGCAGUAACCAAAGCCCCAGCCCCUCCUCGAGCUGGCACUGAGCGACCUGAGGACCCCAGGGAGGAAUCUAUCACCCAACUAGCCGAACCUGUGGAAGACCUUGAACUAGUUACUCUUGAUGACAACAUCCCAGACCGACAAGUCCGAAUCGGCACCUCUCUCUCACAAGAGCUUCGCUCUGACCUUGUCGCCUUCCUCCGCCUCAACUCUGAGGUCUUCGCCUGGUCUUACAAUGACAUGCCCGGCAUAUCACCAGACGUCAUAUCCCAUCGGCUAAGCAUCAAUCCUGCAGUCCGACCCGUUCGGCAGAAGCGUCGUGCUUAUGACCCAGAGCGAUACGAGGCCAUGAAGGCAGAGGUGGACAAGUUAAGCAGCAUAGGCUUCAUCAAGGAGGUAGACUAUCCCACGUGGCUAGCUAACGUGGUCAUGGUUAGGAAGCCAAAGAAAGGCUGGCGCAUGUGUGUAGAUUACACUAAUCUCAAUCGGGCUUGUCCAAAGGAUAGCUUUCCUCUACCUAGAAUCGACCAACUCGUGGACGCCACAGCAUGCCAUGCCCUUCUUAGCUUCAUGGACGCCUACUCAGGGUACAACCAAAUCUUCAUGCACCCUGACGACCAAGCCCACACCUCCUUCAUUACGGAUCGCGGCCUCUAUUGUUAUAAGGUUAUGCCCUUCGGCCUCAAAAAUGCUGGAGCCACUUAUCAGCGCCUGGUGAACAGCCUCUUCGCCCCAUUGAUUGGCAACACUAUGCAAGUUUACGUCGAUGACAUGCUAGUCAAGAGUCGUACUGCUGACCAGCACAUCACUAACCUAUCUGCCAUGUUCACCAUCCUGAAGCAGUAUAGGAUGAGACUCAAUCCCACUAAGUGCGCCUUCGGUGUGGCUUCGGGCAAAUUCCUUGGCUUCAUGAUCAGCCAACGGGGCAUUGAAGCCAAUCCAGAGAAGAUCCAAGCUAUCUUAGACAUGAAGAUACCAACGACGGUCAAGGACAUCCAGAGCCUAACCGGGCGCGUCGCAGCCCUCACCAGGUUUAUCUCCAAGGCUACUGAUCGCUGCGCCCCCUUCUUCAAAGCUCUCAGGGGCACUAAGCGUACCAUCGCCUGGACCCCAGAGUGUGACAAGGCUUUCAACGAGCUCAAAGAGUACAUGAGCCGGGCCCCUUUGUUGUCAACCCCUGAACCUGGAGACAUGUUGUCUACAGCAGUUAGCUCGGUGCUCAUCAGACCACAAGAAGGCGUUGAGCAUCCGGUGCAUUACGUUAGCAAGGCAUUACAGGAUGCUGAGGUUCGGUACCCAUUCAUCGAGAAGCUGGCUUUUUCCUUAGUAGUGUCCGCCAGACGCCUGAGACCUUAUUUCCAGGCACAUACCAUUCAUGUCCUCACCAACCAACCACUCAGACAAGUAUUGCAGAAGCCAGAGACUUCUGGCAGGCUAGUCAAGUGGGCUAUCGAACUUGGUGAAUUUGAUAUCCACUACAAGCCUCGCCCGGCUACCAAAGGCCAGGCAGUCGCAGACUUCAUCUCUGAGUUCACAGAACCCCAAGCUUUGGCCACCCUCCAGGGAUGUGGGGCCGGCCUUGUUCUUAUCUCCCCAGAUAAGGUUGUCCUUGAGUACGCCCUCCGCUUCCAAUUCCAUGCCUCAAAUAAUGCAGCCGAGUAUGAAGCACUCCUAGCUGGCCUUCGGCUAGCCAAGGAGAUGGGCGCUAAGCAAAUCCAGAUAUUCAGUGACUCCAAGCUCGUUGUUCAUCAGGUUAACCAGGACUUCAUCGCCAAGGACAUCUCUAUGACAGCAUACCUUCAACAUAGCCGCCACAUGUUGACUACUUUUGAUGCUUAUCUCAUCAGCCAGGUACCACGUUCGGAGAACAGCCAUGCCGAUGCUUUGGCUAGGCUAGCCUCGGCCUUGGAUCAGGGCAGCGGCCGAAGCAUCCACAUCGAGUUCCUGGAUCGCCCCAGCACACAAACCCCACUCAUCUGCACCAUUGAUCACAGCCCUACUUGGAUGGACCCCAUCCUUCAAUUCUUGCAAAACCAGACACUACCUGCUGAUCCUGCUAAGGCACGGCGUGUUCGGUAUCGCUCCACUCGAUACCUAAUCAUCAAUGGCUCUCUAUAUAGGCGUGGCUUUAGCCUUCCCUACCUUCGAUGUCUUACUCCAGAAGAAGGUAAUUAUGUUCUUCGAGAGAUCCAUGAAGGCAUCUGCGGCAAUCAUUCAGGCGCUCGAUCGCUAGCACAUAAGGCCAUCAGGCAAGGAUACUUCUGGCCCUCACUUCACACUGAUGCCCAGGCCUUCACCCAGAAGUGCGAUAAGUGUCAACGAUUUGCCAACAUUCCACAACUUCCAGCUGAACCAUUGACAGCCAUGGUCAGUCCUUGGCCAUUUGCCCAAUGGGGACUUGACCUCAUUGGACCUAUGCCUGAGGGCAAGGGCCAGGUCAAGUACGCAGUUGUUGCCGUAGACUACUUUACCAAGUGGGCUGAAGCCGAGGCCUUAGCUACCAUCACGGCAGCCCGCAUCGAAACUUUCGUUUGGCAAAAUAUUGUAUGUCGCUUCGGCAUCCCCCAAACCAUCGUCACGGACAAUGGCCGGCAAUUUGACAACGCAAAGUUCAAACAAUUUUGUUCCAACCUUAAGAUACGCCUUUGCUUCGCCUCCCCAGCCCAUCCCCAGUCCAAUGGCCAGGUCGAAGCUGUGAACAAAAUAAUCAAGAAGACCCUGAAGACCAAGCUUGACAAAGCCAAGGGUUGUUGGCCAGAACUACUCCCAGAGGUGCUCUGGUCCUACCGCACUACCUUCCGUACCUCCACUGGAGAAACACCGUUCUCUCUUUCAUUUGGUACCGAAGCCGUGGCCCCAGUGGAAAUUGGCCAGCCCACAUACCGAACCUCCACUUAUAAUGCCGAGGCCAAUGACGAGCAGUUAGCCCUGAACCUCGACCUCAUUGACGAGCUUCGUGACUAA